This is a messenger RNA of Cynara cardunculus var. scolymus (artichoke), 939 nucleotides long. RefSeq lists its product as uncharacterized. Gene Ontology annotation, molecular function: acyltransferase activity, transferring groups other than amino-acyl groups. Gene Ontology annotation, cellular component: chloroplast. Lineage: Eukaryota; Viridiplantae; Streptophyta; Magnoliopsida; Asterales; Asteraceae. The transcript has 5 exons. The coding region runs from base 51 to 851 and encodes 266 amino acids. The record is from RefSeq and is a predicted model, not a curated record.
ACCAAUGGCGCGCACACUCUGUUAGACUUAGAGACAGAGAGGAUAGAAAAAUGGCGGUUCUGACUCUACCACACUGUUUUCCAUUACAAUCGGUCAACGGUCGGAAUAAAGGUGAGCUAAAACAGAGUAAAUGUGGUGGUCGUUGGUGGUGUACGGUUGCCGCACAGCAGCAGGAGUUGUGCACGCAAUUUGAGAGAAUAAGGAUCGAUAAAUCGGCUUUGAAGUUGGAAGAAGCAUGCUCAGAUGCGGAGCUUUGGGCCACUUCGCUUCUUCGAGUGAGAUCCUUCUACGAUUUCAAGUCAUCUUUUGGAAUCGAAGAUCAUAAAAAGUAUUUGGCUGAACAUGAGUUUGAAGCUUUGAAAGAACGUCUUGCUGGUACAAAGGAAGGUCAAAAGGUCUCUUGCAUCAAUGCCACACUACCAAUCUCACAAACAAGGAAUUUUCCAGACGAGCUAUGUUCUUCAUCUAAGUUUUCAGACAAUGGAGAAGAUCGAGUUGUUGUUGGGACUCUGGAUCUUAAUCGGUGUUUGAGCCUCCCUAAUGAGAUAACAGGAAUAAAGCCAAAGGGAAUCGAGGGUGAUAUUGCGAGGGGGUAUCUAAGUAAUGUAUGUGUUGUGAAGGAAUGCCAGAGGAACGGGCUUGGUUUGUUGCUUGUGGAGAAAUCAAAAUCAGUAGCACAAGAUUGGGGGAUUAGUGAUUUGUAUGUGCAUGUUGCUGUUGACAAUAAUGCGGCCAGAAAUCUGUACACGAAAUGUGGGUUCACUUAUGAGAGUGAAGAACCCGCAUGGCAGGCAAGGUUUCUUGAUCGCCCGCGAAGGCUUCUUCUCUGGAUUGGUAUUCCCAACCAUUAGGACUCGUAACUUCAAAUCAUUAUAUAUAAGAAAAAAACUUGUUUUUCCUGUAUGUAAAAAAGUAGUUGUAAUUGUGAUAUAUAUAUAU